Molecule: messenger RNA, 6006 nt
Organism: Toxorhynchites rutilus septentrionalis
Lineage: Eukaryota; Metazoa; Arthropoda; Insecta; Diptera; Culicidae
Exons: 1
Coding region: 1-6006 (2001 amino acids)
Biological process (GO): DNA integration
Molecular function (GO): nucleic acid binding
Source: RefSeq, a predicted model, not a curated record
AUGUCGUCGAAGCAUUCCAAAGCCGAAACCGCGAAAAAGGCGAGUAAAACGGUCACGAUGAGCAAUCAGCAAGUCGCAGAGCCCGCGACGAACGCUACAUCCUGUUCAACAAAUACCGUUGCUGUUCCCUCUACUAGCGGCCAGGUAACAGUAGUUAGUAUCGAUCAGGCCGGGACUGGAGCAGCCCCUGAGAAGCGUAUGGCUGGAGAAAGGCGAACCGAUAAAUCUAGUGGCGCCACCCGCGCAGCGGUCAUUCAGGAGUCAGACUGUCCCUUGUGUGAUGAGCCAAAUGAUAUGGAAAUGGUCCAAUGUGAUACUUGCCAGAGGUGGUUUCAUUUUCGGUGCGUGAAGGUAACGCAGGACAUUCAAAAUGUGAGCUGGAGCUGCACCGACUGUCCUACUGUGAGUAAUCAACAACGUACGACUGCCCCCGUACCUACUCAAAACCAAACAUUGCCUACUCAGUCGCAGACGGCGAAGAGCGUUGUAAAGAGUAUACAAAGUGAGGCAAGGAGGAGAUUGAAGCUGCAGUUGCUGAAAAUCGAAGAAGAGAAAAAACUUGAACAGAAGUACCUGAAGAAGAAAUACGACGUGCUUCUUGAGUACGGAAGUGAUACUUCAACGGAGAUAAGUGUCAACGAGGCGGAGAAAAUAUCUAAAAUCGAGGAAUGGGUGGCCGAUACUGAGCGUUGCGAUAACCAAGCGAACACCGGAUUAGAGCCUGAAGAGAUGGAAGAACUUUUGCCAAUCCAACUGGCUGGACCUACAGAGCAAACUGCUCCGAAUCUUGAACAAGGCACCGUGCAACCCACAAAUCCACAACAUCCAGUAUCUUCGGAUGUUCCUGGUAUUCAUCGUGUUAACCCUCCUUCGCUAAUCGACCCUCGCAUGUUCGUUCCAGGACAAAGAUCAACACCGAUGCGUCCGAGUCAGCAAGUAUCGAUGCCGCCGUCUGCGCCGCAUGUUGCAAAUGAAACUGUAUGCAUUCUAAACAGGAGUCAGCUAGCCGCACGACAAGCGGUUUCGAAAGAUCUCCCGGAAUUCAGUGGCAACCCCGAAGAUUGGCCACUCUUCUUCUCGAACUUCAGUAACUCCACCCAGAUGUGCGGGUUCUCCAACGAAGAAAAUAUGUUGCGGCUCCGAAAGUGCCUCAAAGGGAGAGCUCUAGAAGCAGUCAAGUGCCGCUUGCUUCAUCCGUUUAACGUCGCAGGAGUUAUGUCAACAUUGAAAAUGUUAUAUGGCAGGCCGGAAGCGAUUAUACAAGCAAUUGUAAAAAAUGUUCGAUCGUUACCAUCGCCAAACAUCGAUAGGCUAGAAACCGUCGUCAACUUCGCGCUCACCGUGGAGAACUUGGUCGCAACAAUCCAAGCAUGUGAAGUACACGAUUUCGUCUAUAAUGCUUCUUUACGAUACGAACUGGUGGAACGGUUACCUUCGACGUUGAAGCUUGAUUGGGCCAAACACUCUAGGGAUAAGCUCAAUCCAAAUUUGCUCGACUUCAGCUCGUGGCUGUAUUCAACAGCAGAGGAUGCCAGUGCGGUAAUGGCUACGAUAAAUAACGACCCAAAGCCUCGUUCCAUUAAGAAGGAUGGAUUUUUGAAUAUACAUUCAGAAACCGAGUCGGGAAAUAACAGAUCGUACAUGUCACCAUCUAAAGUGAAACCAACUUCUUUCAGUGGGUUUGAGAAGCAUUGUCCCAUAUGUAAGGGCGGGUGCCAGAGCGUUCCAAAGUGCAAACGAUUUGCCGAGUUCAGUUAUGACUCGAGAUGGGCUGCAGUGCGAGAGUGUAAACUCUGCCGAAAGUGCUUACGGAAGCACAACGGAUCAUGCAGGCAACAGAAGCCAUGCGGAAUAAGUGGUUGUACUUAUUUACACCACCCUCUUCUCCACAGUGAGAAACAACAGAGCAAUAGUUCGUCAAAUGGAUCAAUCACUGCUACGCUAUCAGAAGGGACAUCUCAGCAGAGUUGUAACAUUCACCAAGGUCAAUCGAAAGUUUUGUUCCGAAUACUCCCAGUUCGUCUCUAUGGACCCUCGAAAACAGUGCAAGCCUUCGCGUUUAUCGAUGAUGGUUCGGAACUCUCGUUAAUGGAUCAAAGCUUGGCUGAAGAGUUAGGUCUGAAAGGCCCCAGGAAAUCUUUAUGCCUGAAAUGGACAGGAGAGACGCAGCGUUUAGAAAAAUCGUCACAGAUUGUAAGUCUGCAAAUUUCAAGUUGCUUCAGUCAGGCAAAAAGGUACGAACUUUGUUCCGUACAUACCGUACAAAGUCUACAAAUAAGACCGCAAACACUACUCUAUUCUGAGAUUCAGAAAAAGUACCAACAUCUUGUCGGGCUUCCCAUUCAAUCGUACGAGAACGCCUGUCCUCGUAUAUUGAUAGGUCUUGAUAAUCUCAAUCUCGGACAUCCACUGAAGUGUAAAGAAGGACAAUCACAAGAACCAAUAGGCGUCCAGACGCGUCUUGGGUGGACCGUCUAUGGAAGCUGCGUGUCAGAAGAUGCUGCUGAACAUUCCGUUAACUACCACUCCUUGCAGAUUUGUCAAUGCAACCAAUACAAUGAUGAGGAUCUCCAUAGAACAGUUAAAAGCUUCUUUUCGUUAGAGAGCAUUGGAAUUACAAAGCCCGAAAGACCCUUACAGUCUCAGGACGACCAGCGUGCCCUGAUGCUUCUGGAAUCGCUAACAAUAUUUCGAGAUGGAAGGUAUGAAACGGGACUUCUGUUUAAGUACGACAAUGUGCGUCUGCCGAACAACAAAGAGAUGGCGCUGAAGAGGUGGCAGUGUUUGGAUCGGAGGAUGAAGCACGAUCGAGCAUUAGCUGAAGCAGUGAACGCGAAAAUCGAAGACCACAUCGAGAAGGGUUACAUACGCAAGCUAACUGACGAAGAGGUUCAAGCCUACCCUAAUGUCUGGUAUCUCCCGAUGUUUCCAGUGGUAAACCCAAACAAACCCGGAAAAAUAAGGCUCGUGUGGGAUGCUGCAGCCACAACUUACGGAGUUUCUCUGAAUUCCGUGCUAUUGAAGGGUCCGUAUCUUCUAACGUCGCUGUUAUCUGUACUGAUACAGUUUCGCGAAUGCCGUAUUGCAGUAUCCGGAGAUAUCCGGGAGAUGUAUCAGCAAGUAUCAAUUCGGAAGAAGGAUCAACCGUACCAGUUAUUCUUCUAUACAAAAAGUGGAAUCAAUCCGAACACGUACGUCAUACAGGUCAUGACGUUUGGAGCCUGUUGCUCGCCUAGUACUGCACAGUACAUAAAAAAUCUCCAUGCAAGGAAGUUCGAACAGAGCUAUCCUACAGCUGUUGAAGUAAUCGUGGAACGCCACUACGUCGACGAUAUGCUUCUAAGCGUCGAACAUGAGGAAGAAGCAAUAAAGCUAACGAGAGAGGUGAGGAAAAUUCAUGCAUCUGCGGGAUUCGACAUCCGAAAUUGGGCCUCCAAUUCUCCCGCGGUACUGAAGGCGCUGGACGAGUCCCUCACAGCAGUCAAAAGGCUAAGUGGUGAUGGUUCAGUUGAGAAAAUCCUCGGCAUGUGGUGGGACACUUCUACAGAUAACAUUACGUUUAAAAUUUCCGAUCGUAUAGAUGCGCUGCUCUUGUCCGGUACCCGUCGACCUACCAAACGAGAGGUCUUGCGGACUCUCAUGAUGGUUUUUGACCCGCUAGGGCUUAUCGGACAUUUUCUGAUGAUCCUCAAGACGCUUCUCCAAGAGAUAUGGCGCUCGUCAAUCGGCUGGGAUGAUUCGAUCAACGACUCGCAUUUCGAAAAGUGGUCUUCAUGGUGUGUGUCUCUCCCCGGAAUAACGACGCUUCAGAUCCCUCGCUGCUAUCGAACAAAAUCCUCUAUAGCCAAGCACAAUGACAUCCAGCUACAUACCUUUGUUGAUGCGAGUGAAACCGGCUUCGCUGCAGUUGUAUACCUGAGAUUUCAGGAAGACACCACUAUCGAAUGUGCAUUAGUUGGAUCGAAAACGAGAGUGUCACCUAUCAAAUUUCUGUCCAUUCCCCGUUCAGAGCUUCAAGCCGCCAUAAUUGGAGUCAGACUAGCAGAAACGGUGAAGCAAUCGUUAUCGAUCAAGAUAAGGCAACGAUACUUUUGGACGGAUUCGAAGGAUGUACUCUGCUGGCUGAAUUCCGACCAUCGUCGUUAUAGCCAGUUUGUGGCCUUCAGAGUCAGCGAGCUUCUCGAAUCCUCAGAUGUGCGCGAAUGGAAUUGGAUACCUAGCAAGCAAAACGUGGCGGACGAAGGAACGAAAUGGAAGACCAACCCCGACUUGUCCGCUUCUAGCCGUUGGUUCCGUGGGCCAGAAUUCCUGUGGAAAUCUACGGAACAUUGGUCUAUGUCUAAUAGUCGCAUCGGAGUAACCACUGAAGAACUACGUCCUCAUCUGUUGUUUCAUACUAAAAUUGUAGAACCUGUAAUCGAUCUCCAUCGCUUUUCCGACUGGCGGAAACUAAUUCGCUGCACGGCUCAUGUUUUUCGCUACAUAAAUAAUCUGAAAUCCUGCGUAUAUAAAAAGAAUGUAACCAACGGACCACUGCAACGUCGAGAGCUAAGCGAUUCCGAAUGCUGCCUAUUUCGUAUGGCACAAAACUACACCUACGCUGACGAAAUCACCAUUCUCUCUAGAAACCGGCUUGCAGAGAAUCCAGACAAAACCAUUCCGAGAAACAGUCCAUUAUUUCACAAAUGUGUCUUCCUCGACGAGAACGAUGUUCUAAGGGUUCGAGGUCGAACAAAAGCUUGCCAGUUUAUCGCCCGAGAUGCCGCUCAAUCAAUCAUUCUACCACGCGAGCAUCCAAUCACACGGCUUAUUCUUCUUGAUUUUCACAAGCGGUUCAACCACCAGAAUCACGAGACGAUUCUCAAUGAAAUACGUCAACGUUUCCACGUUCCAAGACUGAAGGGAACAUACAGGAAGGUACGCAGAGAGUGCCAAAAAUGCAAGAACGACCAAGCGUCUCCACAACCUCCCGCCACGAGUGACCUGCCACCGUACCGUCUAGCUGCUUUCACAGGACCCUUCACGUACAUGGGGAUCGAUUAUUUCGGUCCCAUGACCGUCGUCGUUGGACGACGCUCAGAAAAAAGAUGGGGAGUGCUGGCAACAUGCCUCACAACUCGCGCUAUCCAUUUAGAACUAGCUCACACACUGACAACCGAUUCGUGUAUUCUAGCAAUACGUAACGUAAUGGCUAGGAGAGGGACACCUGCAGUUAUUUUUAGCGACCGUGGCACCAACUUCCAGGGCGCCAGUAAAGAAUUGAAAGAAGUGCUGCAAGACAUCAACCAAGAACAGCUCAUGCGGGAAUUCACAACAUCCAAUACGGAAUGGACCUUUAUACCGCCAGCUUCACCACACAUGGGCGGAGCGUGGGAGCGCUUGAUUGGCAGCGUAAAAUGCAACCUUCAUAAACUGCAGUGGAGGAAACUUCCCACGGAUGAAGUUCUUUACAGUACACUGCUAGAAAUUGAGAACAUUAUAAACUCGCGACCACUUACUGACAUCCCCAUGGACGACGAUGAAUCUCCAGUGCUGACACCAUACCACUUUUUGCUGGGGUCAUCAAAUGGACUAAAACCAUGGGUACAGUACAACGAUAACCCCAUCGUGCUCCGGAAUUCCUGGAGGCAAUCACAAGUUAUGGCCAAUGAAUUUUGGCGCCAAUGGUUAAGAGAUUAUCUCCCUGUAAUCACCCGUCGCACCAAGUGGUUCAUGAAGGUAAAACCAAUUCAAGUGAAUGAUGUGGUAGUCAUCGCAGAUCCCAAGGCCCCUCGCAAUAGUUGGCCUAUGGGACGAAUCAUCGCAACCAGAGCAGGACAGGACGGGCAAGUCAGGAGUGCCACCAUACAGACUAAUCAGGGCAUCUACGAACGUCCCGCGGUUAAACUCGCCGUACUCGACGUGGGCGUUAGGAACCAAUACGCCUCCGGAGAACUCUCUGCGCAUUCGGGGGGGAGUGUUAAUACGCCCGUCGAUUUGGCGAUCCCCUCGUACAGUACACAGUAG